AGCGCUGCUGUGUCUCACGAUGAUGAGCCCCGUUGCGCUCUUCCUCCCUCUCAGUACUCCACCGCAGCGCUCGAAUGCGCAUCAAUGGCGUCGUCGACGCAUUUGUCUCAUCAUUCAGGCUUUGAAGAGCGGGCAAAGAGGCGAAGAUGACUACCAUUCAACCCUCAAAGCCCUCAAUUCAAGAAGUCGUAUUGUCCCUAGAAAAUCUCUGGGACAGCAUUAUAUGUUAAAUUCCAGCAUUAAUGAACAGCUCUCCGGCGUAGCAGGAGUUGCAGAAGGAGAUGUGGUUCUGGAGAUAGGGCCUGGAACUGGAUCUCUGACGAACGUCUUGAUUAAUGCUGGCGCCACUGUUGUUGCAGUCGAGAAGGAUCCACAUAUGGCUUUGAUCGUGAAGGAAAGGUUUGGGUGCUCGGAUCAACUCACGGUUCUGCAAGAAGACAUUACUAGGUGCCACUUCCGCUCUUAUGUUAGCUCUUUGUUGGAAACAGUGGACACACGAGGAGUGGUGAAAUAUGCAAAGGUUGUGUCCAACCUUCCUUUCAAUAUAAGCACUGCUGUCGUGAAACAACUUCUUCCAAUGGGUGACCUGUUUUCUGAUGUUAUCAUUUUACUUCAGGAUGAGACUGCUUUGCGGUUGACAAAAUUCCAAUUACACUCCUCUGACUAUAGGCCUAUUAACUUGUUUGUAAAUUUCUACUCAGGGCUUUGAAUUUCAUUAAAUAUGCAGAUGCUGAAUACAUCUGCAAAGUUGAAAGAACAAAUUUUUUCCCUCAGCCAAAC
This is a messenger RNA of Phalaenopsis equestris, 780 nucleotides long. RefSeq names its product ribosomal RNA small subunit methyltransferase, chloroplastic. Gene Ontology annotation, biological process: rRNA methylation. The record is from RefSeq and is a predicted model, not a curated record. NCBI's taxonomy places the organism in Eukaryota, Viridiplantae, Streptophyta, Magnoliopsida, Asparagales, Orchidaceae. Gene Ontology annotation, molecular function: rRNA (adenine-N6,N6-)-dimethyltransferase activity. Gene Ontology annotation, cellular component: mitochondrial matrix.